CGGGUGUCAUGCCGCCUCCCUUCAGCUCCUACCACGGCUGCUGGUGGAGCAUCUUUGACCGCAAGGUGGACUGCUGCUGACUGAGCAUCUGUCGAAUGGCCGCGUGGCGUUUGGUGAAGAGCUUCUCGUUGCCGAAAUACGAUUUGGUCUUGCCUACAUACACACAAUGUUCAAUCAUGAGUGCGCACAUGCAGGUGGCUUCGUGUGGCGUGGUGCAUGCACUCACCAGUUGGUAUGUUGCCAUUGAUGGAGCAGUGGAAAAAGAUGGACGAGUCUUUCUCGUGCUUGACGAAGUCAUUGACAGUGAACUCGCGCACAUCUGGAUACACACAUGCAUAUACACCAGCACAUACAUGUUUGUGUUUGCACGUGGCUUGUGUGCAUAUGUGCGGCUCACUGUGCAUGAUCGUUCGCAGGUAGCCGAAAUUCAACUCCAGUCCCAUUGUGGUGGCAUGGUCCGUGUUGGUGAUGUCCUCGCGGAUGAUCAGGAACAUGUUGGACAUGAGGCACAUGACCGUGUUGACGAAGGUGAUCUCGUGCAGGCCUUGCACUCGCGUCAAAAUGCUGAACGCCACGCCGCACAACAUGACACGCAGUGCCGUGCUAAAGUUCUGCACCACACACAUACGAACAAAGUGAGAGAGAGUUUCAGAUGGACUGACAACACACCAGAUGCAGUGUACAUGUACCUUGCGGGUCAUGUACGACAUGCACCGCAGCCCCGUGAAGAAGAGCUCGGUGGCGAUUACGUCUGCCGAGAAGGACUCUUGGUCUUCGCCGACACGGAGGAUCUCCAGGUUCUCGACGCUGCUGAUGAUCUCUACCUUGCGGUCGGAUGAGAAGUCCCGCAGCUGCCACGUCUCUGCUGGCACACUGGCAGUAGGCAGCAGGCCUGGAUCGAUCACGCCGAAACCGAUGGUGAGAAUACGCGUGCCGCCGAGUGCAGCAGUGCGCAAAUUCUGAAUACACACAGAGUUUCACAUCCAGCAUCACAUAUUAGUGUGGUGUGUCAAUGGUGUUUCUCUCUGAGGUCAUAGCGCACCUUCACGCAAUGGUGGUUGUCGUUGUUUGUCAGCAAAUUGGUCUCUCUGUUGAGGAAGGCCAGGAAGUUCUCUUUCAUCCACCCCAUCUCCUUGCCGAUAUUAUUUGUCGCCACGUUAACCUGCAUCCACACACGUAUCCACACACCGGCACACAACACACGUAUACAGACACAUGCUUCUGUGUCGGUGCGUCUCACGCAUGACCACUGACCAGUAAGAAGGCUGCAUGCUGCUCGACGACAUGCACCAGGUCCUUGUUGAACUGCAAUUCCCCGUCGGCAUCUGCCACACCCGGUCGAACCGCCAGGGGGAAGAAACGCGGCCUGUGGCCUCCCACUGUCCCCUCCCGCCCCUCCCCACACCUACAGUCUGCUCCCCCGUCUCGUGGUUGACCAGCAGGCACACCUUGGCAUUCGUUGCCGGCUUCACUUCACCAAGCAGCUGCUUGACAAAGUCUUGCACUGUUGCCCCCUCUGGAAUGGCGAUGUUGUGGUCCUCCCUGCCAGGGGUGUAGCAGCCCCCGUACACACGGCCGUACCGCAGGUUAGCCUCCAACGCUGGCGCCACGAUCGUCUCGUCACGGGGAAACGACACACGCGCCGGCUUCUCGGGCGUCGCCCCCACCAAUGACGCGUAGUGAUCGAGAGAGGUGGUGAUGCCCUGCUGUGUGAGGUCGAGUGGGUUGGGGCGGGUAGGCUGCUUGGCCGUCAGCCGCCGGAUGUACCGCUUCGAAAUCGGUGCGCCGAGUGCCGACCUGAUAUACAGCAGAAAAGCACAGAAGGUAAUGCAUUAGUGUUCGUUUUGCUUUCGUGUCGCUCUCUUCUCGUACCUCAAAAGGUCGUAUGAGGGAUUGAGCUUCAUCAUGAUGCAAAGAUGGAUCAGCUCCUGUUGUCUCUUCAGGUGUUGCUGUAUCAGUACACCUACCAGCGGACGAAUGAGAGGUGUCUGCUGUAUUUCUCACCUGCGCAUCGUAGCUGAUUUUGAUGCCCAACCGGUUCAUAUUGCCAACAGCGGCGAUCCCGUGUGCGAUGUGGCCGUACUGCUUCACGUAUGCUGGCGCCGUGAGGGAAAACCCAUGACAGGGCACGUGGUGCUUCGUCGACCGGCCGUCUGCUAGGGUGAGGGGGGGUGGGAUGAGGGGGGGUGGGAGGGUUGGGUUGCGGGCGCCUGACGUAGAUGCGACAGCUGCUGCUGCAGGGACUGAAGGGGCAGGGGCGGCGGCCGACGACGGCUCUUUCCCCUGGACUGCACAUCAGACACAUUGCCGAUACAUCUAGUUGGUGUCUGAUCCGUUGUCUUCUGUUCGUGUACCGGCACUGGCUUUGGCGAAGAAGCUGGUGAUCGGCUUGCAGCCCCUGGGCGGAGGAUGUGGUUUGGACGGCAAUUGUGUCGGCACCGUCUCUUCGAUCCUGGCUUUCUCGUCCUCUCGACUUGGAGAUAGCACAUCCUCGCCCGAAGCGCGCCUCUGCUGACGUUCCUGUUGAGCCUGAGAAGGAAAAAGACACAGAUAAAGAACCAUUCACAGAACCCACUCACGAGCCGCAUACCUUCUCCAUCAGCUCGUGGACGCGCUCCUGCCACUCGUGCCAUAUCUUGUGCUCCGAGUGCUCGUUCUUUUUCGGUGGGCCGAAUGGCGGCGGGUGCCUGUCGUUGAAGUGAAAGAUGGCUCCCUUCUUGCUCGUAUUGCAGCGCUGGCCGCAAUGGCAAUCAACCCACUCCCCCCCGUUUACGUCAAUGGCCUUUGCCCGCUGCGCAAACUCCGGUGUGAUCACCCGCUUCUCGUAGUCGUAAAUCUCCUUGCUCCACGCCCAUUGCUUGACUUUGAGGUGUUGGUCAUGUGGGGUCAUCGCGUCGAAGUCGUCUGUCGUCAAGGCCUUCUUCCUCUUGCCCGUCUUUGAAUGCGUCCCGUGCUUCGCGCCUCCAAUCACCCGAAAUGACCCGAAGGGAAGAUUCCUUUGACACCACAGAGAGAUUCCAGAAGAACGAAAGAAAAAAAAAGAAAAGUGAUAGGAUAAGCCACCGUGACUUCAAAAACCUCACACUUGCUGUGACGUAUUGGCACAGAAGAAGGAGUGGCGCUAAGAGGAUGGCAAGGGGAGAACGUAUUGGCACAGAAGAAGGAGUGGCGCUAAGAGGAUGGCAAGGGGAAAGAGUAGUACCUCUUAGUAAUUGCCCUCUCGUGGACUUGCUCCAGCAAGACGUGGAUGAAUCCCCUCCGGGGUUACAGACACGAGUCUCGUUAAACACACUAACCAACCAACCAACCAAUGCGGGUGUGAAGGCGACGGCAAGCAGAAGCGCAUCGACGGUGAAGUACAGAGCCAUCAUCGACCAGAAGG
Vitrella brassicaformis is the source of this 3382-nucleotide messenger RNA. The record is from the annotation of a GenBank genome assembly. Lineage: Eukaryota; Vitrellaceae.